This is a messenger RNA of Esox lucius (northern pike), 3170 nucleotides long. It is a transcript of the gene wrap53, whose product is annotated as WD repeat containing, antisense to TP53. The coding region runs from base 523 to 2187 and encodes 554 amino acids. NCBI's taxonomy places the organism in Eukaryota, Metazoa, Chordata, Actinopteri, Esociformes, Esocidae. Gene Ontology annotation, cellular component: Cajal body. The transcript has 11 exons. The record is from RefSeq and is a predicted model, not a curated record. Gene Ontology annotation, molecular function: RNA binding; protein binding. Gene Ontology annotation, biological process: Cajal body organization.
UAGUAUGACGACCUUUCAACACGUUUUUUCUACUCGCUGUUCAACUUCGAGUUCACAGAUGUUAUGAAAGCGCACCAGUUUUCAGAUCUACGUUGUGAACGCGCCUCCACCAGAGAAUGUGUCAUGGCGGCCUCCUGUGUUUACAAAUUUGUAGCAUGACUUCGUAACUGCUGCUAUCCAAGUCCAGCGUGCGGUUCUAGAAAAUCUCGAAUGUCAUUCGAAGACACGAUUUGAACAAGGGCAGUUUUGUCUUUCACUUUGCAGAAGAGCAAGAGGCUUUUAAUAGCCAGAAAAAGUGAGGCGGGAAGCUGAAGUGAACAGUGUCUUGUGGGUGCUGUAAUGUUCCCAUCCUGCCUCAGACGAAAAAAUCCACCCUGCAGGAAGAAGCACUAUCCUAGUAGCACCUACCACACCAACGUCUGACACUGGCAGAUCACCAGGGAGACAGAUACGACACAGCACCGAGACACCAAGGGAAAAUAAGAUUUAAGAGGUACAGAGGGAUAGGUAAACCUAAGAGAGAUGUCUGGUUCCGUAGAGAGUGGUGAAACUGGGUGCGUGGCAGGCGUUGGUCAGGAUGCCGAGAUGGAUGGUGAACCUCCUCAAUCAACCCCACUUCUACCCUCGGACGACGGCCAGAAGUUGAGGGAGACUCUGGAGGAAGAGGCCCCUCCAGCAGCGAAGCAGCCCAGGCUUAGUGAAGAGGGUUUGAGUCUUACCCUAGACCUCCCAGAGACACCCAGAGAAAAAGCAGGAGAGGGGCAGGAGAACCUGGCUGAACUGAUCCAAGAUGGAGAGGCCUCUCAGCCAGGUGAGCUGAAGGAGAGCGAGGAAACUGCGGAGUGCCUUUCGAGCGGAGGUCCGUGUGAGGGUCAAGCCAUGCGUGACAGCGAAGAGGAGAAAGUGGAAGAAGUACAGGAGAGCGACGAAUCCGCUCAAACCCCCAGUGAAGGACAAAACCUGGACCUUGAUUUCAGCCAGAACCCCCAGAUGCUCACUGGCUCCUGGGCUGAGUAUUCCACCAUCCCUGAGAACUACCUUAAGGGCUGCAAAUGGGCUCCGGAUGGCUCGUGUGUCCUGACGAACAGUGCGGACAAUGUGCUGCGGGUCUACAACCUCCCCGCCGAGAUCUACAGCUACCAAUGGGACGCGCUGACUGAAAUGAAUCCAGUGCUCAAGAUGGCAGAGGGAGACACUGUUUAUGACUACUGUUGGUACCCCAAGAUGACCUCCCUGGACCCAGACUCCUGCUUUAUAGCCAGCAGUAGCCGUGACAACCCUGUCCAUAUUUGGGACGCGUUCUACGGGGACCUGCGCGCCAGCUUCAGACCCUACAACCACCUGGACGAGCUGACGGCGGCUCACUCCCUCUGCUUCUCGCCGGAUGGGUCGCAGCUGUACUGCGGCUUCGACAAGUGCGUUAGGGUGUUUUACACGGACCGGCCCGGUCGAGACUGCGAGGAGAGGCCCACCGCUGUGAAGAAGCUUGGCCCGGGUCAGACUGGCAUCAUCUCCUGCAUGGCGUUCAGCCCAUGCCAGUCUGUCUACGCCUGCGGCUCCUACUCCCGCACAGCGGGGCUCUACUCCUGCCAGGACGGCUCCCUCCUGGCCCUUCUCCCACCCCGGCACCAUGGGGGCGUCACGCACCUGGCCUUCUCACCCGACGGACAGCACCUGUACACUGGGGGCCGCAAGGACCCAGAGAUUCUGUGCUGGGAUCUGAGGGACCCAGGAAAAGUUCUGUUUUCUUUGAAGAGGACCGUGGCCACCAACCAGCGUAUCUACUUUGAUCUGGACCCAUCUGGCCGGUACCUGUUGACUGGCGAUACGGAGGGCUUGGUGUCAGUGUGGGACACCCUCACAGCUCCCCCUGAUGGUAACGAGGAGCUACUUCAGCCUCACCUCCAGUUCCAGGCUCACAGGGACUGUACUAAUGGCAUCAGUGUCCACCCCUUCAUGCCGCUGCUGGUAACAUCCAGUGGGCAGCGGCAGUUCGUUUCUCCGGGGGACAGCAGUGAUGGAGAUUCCUCCGACUCUGGCUCCGAGGCUGACGUCGUGAUGUUGUCGCCUACCCCGGCGGUCCGGCAGGACAACGCCCUUACAGUGUGGUGGGCCGGACCACUACUCCCAGCCACAGAGGGGUGUGAGGAGGAACCUCCCUUGCCUCCAGCGGUGCUUAUUGAGUAACUGUGGAAUAGCUGAACUCAAACGCACCCCUUACCAAAUGUAACUUCAAACUGCCAAUAGGAAAGGGUUUAGUAUAAUACUGGGAGGAGUUAUGCUGUGAAGAAUGUGAAAAACAGUGUGAUGAGUUGAGUCCCUUGUAUUCAGUAAAUGACAGCUUUCCCCAAGGCCCCAAGCAUAAACUAUGGUGAGGGUUACCGUGACAUGCUAUUACAAAUGAAUAAAGCCAGGUUACUAUAGCUAGCAGGGGUGUUCCCUAUCCAAAAAUAUAAAACCCACUCAGGUUCAGACAAAGAGUUAGAGGACAUCCCUUUAUGGUUUACAUGGGCGUCUCUGUCGCUGUAAUUGCCAUUUCAAAGUAGCACAUCUUUCUGGGGCUGUUUUCUUUGACUGAUCCUAAAGAAGGAAUCGGGAAGAAUCUGGUAAUAAAGUUGGAAGUCCCUAGCUACAUUAAAAGCCCUCAAUGGCAAUUUCGCACCAAAACAGACAGGCGGCCUGUAGAAGCCUCUAUUCAUAUCUGUGGGUGUAAAUGACAGACCCAGCGCCACAAGUCAUAGACAUGGUUGUCCCUGGGCAUAAGCCACGUUAGACCGGUCGGUAAGUUAAUAGAGCACAGGGAAAAGUGCUGUUGAAUACAUCUAUCUUCCUUACAGUCAUUUUCUCUGGGACCUGUUGUGUGCCUGUUCUGGUGUUAUUAUCUGGUUCCAGAUCUGGCUCUUCUUACCAGCUCCUAAUGGUCGUUGUCAAGCAAGACGGUCUGGGAUCGGGCCAAAUUCUGUAGUGCUGCCCGCAGUUCAAGUGCCAUUGAGAAUCAUAAGUGGGCUUUGAUUGUACAUCCUUUUUUUUUAUUGUUGUGACCAGCUAGUGUUGCUAAAUGCGUGACAGUAAAUGUAUAUUUUUGUAAAGCUGUGAUGAAUAUUAGAGUUUGUGAAUGUAUUAAAACUGGUGAGCAGUUGGGGUAAUUGCUGUAACUGCAAGCAAACGGA